GUUCUCAGCGAUGACCAGGCACUUUCUGUCGAAUACACCGAAGAAAACUACAUCAAAAUGUCUGGACGCGGGAAGGGUGUUGGUAAGACCAGAGCGAAGGCCAAGAGCCGUUCAUCCCGGGCCGGUCUCCAGUUCCCGGUUGGACGUGUCCACAGACACUUGAGGAAGGGCAACUACGCCCACCGCGUCGGUGCCGGGGCUCCGGUGUACCUGGCGGCGGUGCUCGAGUAUCUGACCGCUGAAAUCUUGGAGCUGGCUGGCAACGCUGCCCGCGACAACAAGAAGACCCGAAUCAUCCCCCGCCAUCUGCAGCUGGCCGUCCGCAACGACGAGGAGCUCAACAAGCUGCUGGGCGGAGUGACCAUCGCUCAGGGCGGCGUGCUGCCCAACAUCCAGGCCGUCCUGCUGCCCAAGAAGACCGAGAAGGCCGCCAAGAAGUAAACACCCGGAAACUACUUAAUAACAACACAACGGCUCUUUUAAGAGCCACACACCUCAAACUAAAGACCGUUCCCUUACUGCGUCUGAACAAUAUUACUCUUUUAUUAGUGUUUAUAUGCAUCGAGAUAUUUAGUUUUUAAGAGGUAAUUUGUGGUUCCGGAAGUAUAAAUGUCUUUUUAUUUACCGGUAAUAAGAACAUUAUCCAUAAUGCCUAAACCGCCCAAGGUAGGCUUGCCUUCUUACAUACGGUCUAUGCUUACAACGAGGCACGACAUUCUUCACAUCUUCAUGCACCUGCAGAAGCCGUCUGUCCGUGUUAAGUCUUUUGUUUCAGGAAAAAAAAAAAAGUACUACACUACCCACAAUCCUAAACGUGAAAGCUGCACCUCUGAUUGGCGUAGCUCACCGUUACCCAACCGGUGAACCAACUGCUAGUGCUGAUCAUGGUGCUGAUCCCAUUGAGGCCUUAUUGGUUUAUGUACAGUCUCUUUGCCUUUUGCUGUUCUCAAUGUUCUUCUGCGCCCAAUCAAAUGUUUUAUGGUCACGAUUCAUUGUCACUGGAGCAAUGGAAGGGGGAAACCAGAGCUGGUCACAAAGUGGGUGGUCACUUAAAUUUGUAUUUUUGUCUGUAGACCUACUGUUGUCUUGUGCUGACCACUGCAACACCAGAAUUUCCCUUCUGGUGAUAAAUAAAAGGAUUGCUUAUGUAAA
Messenger RNA from Perca flavescens (yellow perch), 1152 nucleotides. Its product is annotated as late histone H2A.L3. The transcript has a single exon. NCBI's taxonomy places the organism in Eukaryota, Metazoa, Chordata, Actinopteri, Perciformes, Percidae. The record is from RefSeq and is a predicted model, not a curated record. Bases 58 to 441 code for a protein of 127 amino acids. Gene Ontology annotation, cellular component: nucleosome. Gene Ontology annotation, molecular function: structural constituent of chromatin; protein heterodimerization activity; DNA binding.